UGCUCAAAUAAUAAAUAAACAUUUAGAUGCUCAUUUUGGAAAGACUUUAAUUUUAGGGUAUUUCUAUUUCUAUCUCUUGCUGCACCAUUUCCUACGGUGGAAAGGAAGCUUAGAACAGAAUAAGCUCAUAGCUUCAGGAAUUUCUCUCUCCCUCUCAUAGGGUUAGCUUGCAGCAGCGCCAUAUAUUGAAGAUAAAAAGUAAUUGAAGGAGACGACAACAACAACAAAGAUGAGAUAAGAGUUUUUUAUGAUGGCAAGUUCAAGAGAAGUUCACGAAUCGAAGCAAGAGGGUGAUGAUGAAACAUUUAACAUCCCGAGACUCACCAAGGCAUCGUCUUCUUCUAUUCCAAGACAAUGGUCAGGCUUCAAGAACCCGAGAAUCGUUCGAGUGUCGCGUUCUUUUGGAGGAAAAGACAGGCACAGCAAGGUUUGCACCAUAAGAGGAUUGAGGGACAGAAGGAUCAGGCUCUCAGUUCCGACCGCAGUUCAGCUCUAUGACCUUCAAGACAAGCUUGGCCUAAACCAGCCAAGCAAAGUGGUAGAUUGGUUGCUCGAAGCCACGAAACUCGACAUAGAUAAGCUCCCUCCACUUCAAUUCCCACAGGGCUUUUCUCAAUUUCAUGAUUCAUCAAAUGCCUCAGAUCUUUCUCUUGGACCCUUCUAUGAUUAUACCAAUAAUUUCAUGGCGAAGUCAAGGUUUUCAUGGGAUUUGGAUUCAAUGUCUAGAGUUAAUAAAGGGAAGGAGGCUGCAGAAAGAGGAAAGUGGAUCAAAACAAGUUAUGAUCAUGAAAAUCGUGAUGGGGUUAUUGGAUCAGUUGGAGUUGGAGGUGGUUAUAACAACAGCUUUCAGGUUUCAACUCAGAAGCUUUUCCCCAAUACCAUGUCAUAUAAUAACAAUAACUACCACUCAUCAGAGCCUUCAAGUCUGUCUUUAUCCCAAUUUGGGAGCCAUGGUGGGUUGUUUCAUUCACAUUCACAGCUAGAUCCUUCUCACCCAAGCAGUGUGCAAUUUCCAUCUUCUAAUCUACCUCUACUUUCUGGUUCCCAAUUCUUGUUUGCUCCAACAUCUUCUGUGCCUACACCACCAUCAUUUUUCACUCCUUUUAUGACCACUACUACUACUUCAGUGGAAAAUGAUCCAAGACAGUUCAACCACUUUCAGUUCCUGAACUCAUCAGGUUCCUCUCAACAUUUGCCCCAUCCUCUCUUUCCAUCUUUACACUCUCUCAAUUCAACACCUAUCAGGCCCUUCGCAACACCAUUUAACUCGAAGCUUCUUGAUUCUAAUAAUGAUAAUAAAGACAGUAACACUCGUUCUUGAAGCUUCUAACACUAUUGAUUCUAUGCCUCCAAGUGUUGGAAAGGAUGUAAGCACUUCAGAUUGGAUCAGUUUCUCUGUUAUCAUAUAUAUCAGUGAACUAAUACUCGAAAGCUACUCAGAGAAGCUUUUUCCCAUAAUCGACUUUGGCUUCAGAAUCAAUUAUAGAAGGACUUCCAAUCAUGCAAGGCGUACUAUAAUUUAUGCAGUGUUAGCUAAGGUGAGUGAGUACAUUCAUGUCUGGGAGUACGGCAAUGCUACACAUAUAUGGGAUAAAUAUGUAAGUGUGUGUUUUUGAAUUUGUGUUUUAGCUAUACACUGUUGUUGGUACAAGUUAGAAUAAGUACUCAAGUUAAAAUAUCCUUCAUUUAUUUUCUUCUAUAUAUUCUUAUAUUUCAAAGAUCCAUAAGUUAUUUAAAUUAAUUUUAUGUGAAGUUUGCAAGGUAUACAUA
Lotus japonicus is the source of this 1770-nucleotide messenger RNA. Its product is annotated as transcription factor TCP17. Gene Ontology annotation, cellular component: nucleus. Lineage: Eukaryota; Viridiplantae; Streptophyta; Magnoliopsida; Fabales; Fabaceae. Bases 248 to 1321 code for a protein of 357 amino acids. The record is from RefSeq and is a predicted model, not a curated record. The transcript is spliced from 2 exons. Gene Ontology annotation, molecular function: DNA-binding transcription factor activity; sequence-specific DNA binding.